This is a messenger RNA of Diachasmimorpha longicaudata, 1285 nucleotides long. RefSeq names its product leucine-rich repeat transmembrane neuronal protein 2-like. The coding region runs from base 98 to 1111 and encodes 337 amino acids. The record is from RefSeq and is a predicted model, not a curated record. The transcript has 2 exons. Gene Ontology annotation, molecular function: protein binding. NCBI's taxonomy places the organism in Eukaryota, Metazoa, Arthropoda, Insecta, Hymenoptera, Braconidae.
ACAACUGAGCCUCUCUCCCCUUCGAUUGCUUAUUCCAUCAGAAGUCAAUGAGUUGCCCCAAUGGUGAAAUCAGUGUGUCCGAAGUGAUUACCGCGUCAUGAAUCUCUCGGCAAUUCUCCUCAUUCUCCUCCGUGUCUUCACCACCAGCUCAUCAAACCCACUGGGUACAACGGACUGUCGUAUUCACAAUCAUCUGUACAUCUGCCUGAACGAUCUCAAUCACCUCCAAAAUCUCGCAUUCGAGGACGCAAAUGCAGUACAAACAAUCGACGAUAUCGAACUGCAUAUCGAGUCACUCGAUAUCACUGAUACGUCAGAGAGAUCGUUCUAUGACGUGAGAAAUACCACAGCCCUCUACAUGUCUGACAAUCGGCUUCGAGUCAUCAGAAAGUAUUAUUUCCAUGCACUCGAUCAAUUGACAUAUCUCGAUCUCAAAAACAACGAUAUCAAUGAAAUUGAGGACAGUGCAUUUGUGAGACUGUCGAGCCUCGAGACACUUCUGAUCGAUGGUAAUCGCAUAACGAGAUUGGGACCAACUAUUUGGAAGGGAUUGACAUCCCUCAGGGAGCUCUACGCUACCAACAAUUCAAUUGUCCUGAGGAAAAAUAUAUUCAGAGGACUGAGACAACUGGAGACAUUGGCUCUUGAUGCCAAUGAGAUUUCCGAAAUACCCACUGGCACAUUCAAUGGUCUUCCACAUAUGGAUCUUCUCUAUCUCUCCAGAAAUGAAAUAGUUUCACUUCAUCAGGAUGUAUUUCGUGGCUUGACAGAACUCAAUGAACUCGAUUUAUCCAGAAAUCGGAUUGUCACGAUUCCCAGUGGACUCUUCCGGAAUAUGGCUUCAUUGCAUUCAUUGUGGCUCAAUGCAAAUCGUAUUGCCUCACUGCAGACUGGUUGCUUCGAUGGACUCGAGUGUUUGUCGUUUCUGUUUCUCAGUGGAAAUGAACUUGAAUCCGUUGAUAUGGCAAUUUUCGAGAUGAUGAGGAAAGUUUCGAUUGAACCCGGGUUUAUCAUUGAUGGAACUUUGAGCAGUAAUUUGACGGUUGUCAGGGGAAUGGUGAGGUGUGAGAGCACUGGAAGUGAGGAGCCUUACAGUUGUGAAGAAGUUUAAACGGUGGGAAUUGAUGUGCUUUAGAUAAGAUUAAGGUGUUUUCAAAGGCUACCGACAAACAGAAGCAUCGAAACCCCAUCCUUGCUACCGCAGCACAUCAAUGGACUACGGCUGGUACACCCCAACAAUUCACACGGUACCAACGACGUUCUACCCACGCACCACCACCUUCAG